Sapajus apella (tufted capuchin) is the source of this 3185-nucleotide messenger RNA. It is a transcript of the gene COQ6, whose product is annotated as coenzyme Q6, monooxygenase. The coding region runs from base 107 to 1513 and encodes 468 amino acids. The transcript has 12 exons. The record is from RefSeq and is a predicted model, not a curated record. Lineage: Eukaryota; Metazoa; Chordata; Mammalia; Primates; Cebidae. Gene Ontology annotation, cellular component: mitochondrion. Gene Ontology annotation, molecular function: oxidoreductase activity, acting on paired donors, with incorporation or reduction of molecular oxygen, NAD(P)H as one donor, and incorporation of one atom of oxygen; FAD binding; 2-octaprenyl-6-methoxyphenol hydroxylase activity. Gene Ontology annotation, biological process: ubiquinone biosynthetic process.
UUCUGAGGACGCCGCUGAAGCGGGGCGGGGUUGGAGGGUUCUGCUCCGGAAGCACUGCCUAGGUGGGCCUGCUGGGGUCCCGAGUGCUACCGCGCACGUCUGCACCAUGGCGGCCAGGUUUGUGAGACGAUGGGACGCUGUGCGUGCAGCUGCCCGCAGCGGCCUGCUAGUGUCCUGUCGCAGGUGGUCCGGCGCCUCAACAGACACUGUGUACGACGUGGUGGUGUCGGGUGGAGGCCUGGUGGGAGCUGCCAUGGCCUGUGCCUUGGGAUAUGACAUUCACUUUCAUGACAAGAAAAUCCUGUUGCUAGAAGCAGGUCCAAAGAAAGUAUUGGAGAAAUUGUCAGAAACUUAUAGCAACAGGGUCAGCUCCAUUUCCCCUGGCUCUGCAACGCUUCUCAGUAGUUUUGGUGCCUGGGACCAUAUCUGCAACAUGAGAUACAGAGCUUUUCGGCGAAUGCAGGUGUGGGAUGCCUGCUCAGAGGCCCUGAUAAUGUUUGAUAAGGAUAAUUUAGAUGACAUGGGCUAUAUCGUGGAGAAUGAUGUCAUCAUGCAUGCUCUCACUAAGCAGCUGGAGGCUGUGUCUGACCGAGUGACGGUUCUCUACAGGAGCAAAGCCAUUCGCUAUACCUGGCCUUGUCCAUUUCCUAUGGCAGACUGCAGCCCUUGGGUUCAUAUUACCCUAGGUGAUGGCAGCACCUUCCAGACCAAAUUGUUGAUAGGUGCAGAUGGUCACAACUCAGGAGUACGACAGGCUGCUGGAAUCCAGAAUGUGAGCUGGAACUAUGACCAGUCUGCUGUUGUGGCUACUCUGCAUUUAUCAGAGGCCACGGAAAACAACGUAGCCUGGCAGAGAUUUCUUCCUUCUGGGCCCAUUGCUCUGCUCCCGCUCUCAGACACCUUGAGUUCCUUGGUUUGGUCCACAUCCCAUGAACAUGCAGCAGAGCUAGUUAGCAUGGAUGAGGAACAAUUUGUGGAUGCCGUUAACUCCGCCUUUUGGAGUGAUGCUGACCACACGGACUUCAUCGACACAGCUGGCGCUAUGCUGCAAUAUGCUGUUGGCCUUCUGAAGCCCACUAAGGUCUCGGCUCGCCAGCUGCCCCCAAGCGUAGCAAGGGUGGAUGCCAAAAGCCGAGUUCUGUUUCCUCUUGGGUUGGGACAUGCUGCUGAGUACGUCAGGCCUCGGGUAGCACUCAUUGGGGAUGCAGCCCACAGAGUCCAUCCGCUUGCAGGACAAGGUGUCAACAUGGGCUUUGGGGAUAUCUCCAGCUUGGCCCAUCACCUCAGUACAGCAGCCUUCAAUGGGAAGGACUUAGGCUCCAUGAGCCACCUCACAGGUUAUGAAACAGACAGACAGCGUCACAACACUGCUCUUCUGGCUGCUACAGACUUAUUAAAAAGGCUCUAUUCCACCAGUGCUGCCCCGCUUGUGUUGCUCAGGACGUGGGGCUUGCAGGCCACAAAUGCAGCGUCUCCACUCAAGUGGCUCACACCUGUAAUCCCAGCACUUUAGGAACCUGGGGAGGGAGGACUGCUUGAGCCCAGGAGUUUGAGGCUGCAGUGAGCUAUGAUCACACCACUGCACUCCAGCCCAGUCAACACAGCGAGAUCUUGUCUCCAAAAUGUGUAUGUGUAUAUUUAUAUAUAUGUAUAUAUUUUCUUAGCUGAAAUAAAAUGGACUCUUGGGAAGGAUAUCUACAUGGUUUUUUGCUAAGUUUUUGCUUUGAUCACCUUAGAUACUUUAUUUUCUUCACCUUACAAUGUUAAGAGUUUCACUCACUUUUUUCUCCAGGAACAGAUUAUGGCCUUCGCAAGCAAAUGAGUACUCCUCUUCUAAAGAUCAUGUUGAUGAAAAAGAACAUCCUGCCACAAGACCAUCAUACAUAUUUUCAAGAUCUAAUUUAAUAAAUUUACUUUACAUUAGAAUUCUUUUUCUUCUUUACUUAAUGGGCCUGUGGCACCCAAAUAAUGACAGCUGUGAGGAGAGUAUAUUAGCCAGACCAAAGGUAAAAACUUCGAAGGAAGACUAUUACAGUUUGGUUGAAAAGAGCUUUUUAUUACUAAAACAACCCAUCAGGUGCUGUCUCACUCAUUUCUAAUUGUUAACAAUCAUUUCUAAAGAGAAAUAUAUAUAUAUAUUUAGUGCUGGUCAUAAAUUUAUAGUUGUUUUUUGAUAGAGGUAAGAAUUAGAAAUAGUUGAUGCAUUUUUGUUAGAACUGCUGUUUAAAAAUUAACAUCAGAAUGCAAAUUAAAUAUAAAUUGCUUUAACCUUUGUUACAGGUACAUUGGACUUGCUGAAAAGAAAACCAGAUCUUAUUAAUGCUAGUUAUUACUUUAUCACAGCACCAGAUUCCCAUUUUAUGGUUCCUCUCUGGGACACCAUUGUCUGUUUAAUAAAAUAAAUAAUUCAUUGCACAGAUCCAAAAACCUCAGGAACCAGAUCACAAAGGAAACUGAUUAGCAGCAGAAUUUGUUCAUGUUUGGUGGCAGACUGGUGGCCAGCUGGAGGGAGGGGAGUUUUACAGUGGGUUUUUGAAGAGGUCUCUUCACAAGACCAGAGAUGCCUCUUUAAGAGAUUUUUAGGUCGUGGAUUUGCUUUCUGUAAAGAACAUCUUGCCCAGAAGUCUGAUUUGAAGAUGAAAUGAGGAGAAACAGUCUGCUUUUGAACCAAGUAAGGGAUUCCUGGGAAUAAUUUUUAGAGCCAUGAGAAAUCUGUUCCUACAGGGGCACUUUUCAGGCAAAUGCAGAAGAUUUAAAAGAUUCUACCACACAAAAGUGACAAUGUUAUAAUCUUCCUGGAAUCUCAGGAAAAAGACUUAAAGAUGGCAGCUGCUGUGAAAAGCUACGUGACUGCUGGUGGAGGCUUUGGGGACAAGGUCAUCUUUCACAAAAAAUGGAAAGGUGGCCUAGGUGAGGAGGACACAGACUCUCCAGAAAUAUGCAAACAAAAUUGGGCAAGAUGAAGAAUUUUAAGGCACACCUCCAUUGACCCACAAGGAUGUUCUUCAUAUUACAGUGUUGUUAAACACAACAUCUGUCAUGUGCCAGGCCAUGUCCUAAGUAUUUUAAAUAUAUUAACAACACAUUUGCAAAAAGGAAACUAUUAGAAUCUGUAGGACCCCUUAACAAAAAGCCCAAAGGAUCCACUGCAGGCAGGAUGGGCCUUACAGAAAAAAUGUUUUUUU